AUGUCUCAGAGGAGUAAAACAUCUUCAAGAGAAAGCAUCUCAUCUGGUCCUCCAUCCUCAUCAGACGCUCAUCCUCCACGCUCUGCUCUUCGUAACUCUUCCAAAGACUCGAAAAACUCAGGUCACAGGGGCUCAUCUGGCAGCCAAGGACGGCGCAGCAGUAGAACCUUAAGCCAGAAUUCAGCUAUUGCUGCGGCAUAUACACAGUACCUUAAUGCUCUCUUUGGACAGGACAGAGAUUUACUGCCAGAAGAACUAGAUGAGCUCCAUGUAGCAUUUAAAGAGUUUGACUAUGACCAGGAUGGGUAUUUGCACUACAAAGAUGUUGCCGACUGCAUGAGAACCAUGGGAUACAUGCCAACAGAGAUGGAGCUUAUUGAGAUCAUUCAGCAGAUAAAAAUGAAAUGGGGAGGCCAUGUGGACUUUGAUGAUUUCUGUGAAUUAAUGGGGCCAAGGAUGUUGGCUGAGACUGCUCAUAUGGUCGGUCUAAGGGAGUUGCACUGCGCUUUCAAACAGUUUGACUGUGACGGUGAUGGACGGAUCACCUUUGAGGAGCUGAAAGAGUCCACAAAGACGUUGCUGGGUGAGAAACUGAAGAAAGGAGAACUGGAAGAAAUUCUGACAGACAUCGACCUCAACGGAGAUGGGAAUGUGGACUUUGAUGAGUUCGUCAUGAUGCUGUCUCUCCGAUAGCUGAAUGUUUUUCCAUAUAAAGAGCACAAUCGUCGUGUAAUCAUCAAACCUGCCAGUCAAGUUGUUAAAUACGGUGUACAUGAACUGCUGAGAUUUAUGUAACGUUAGAACUGUACAGACUACAGAGUAUUUGUAUUCAAUAAAGGUCCUAAACUGUGUGAGAAUGUUCUGCUUGUUCGAUAGAGGAUGGUGGAUUAUCUAAGUAGUAAGUACAGGUCAACAAAUGUGGGAGUUAUGAAACAGCUGUUGUUGCACAACCAGUGACAUUGCUGCAACCUAGUGGAUGAUAUAGGUAACGAUAAUAAUCAUUUUUAUUAUCUAAUAAGAAAAAAGAUGAUGAUUGAUAGUAAUAAUAGUAAUAAAUUAGGCUCCAGUAUCCCUGCGACCCUACAUAUGCUGUAGGACAAGUGGUUUGGAAAAUGGAUGGAUGGAUAAUAAUAUUGCUGAUAAUAAUAAUACUUGCGGACCUACAUAGGAC
Molecule: messenger RNA, 1171 nt
Organism: Ctenopharyngodon idella (grass carp)
Lineage: Eukaryota; Metazoa; Chordata; Actinopteri; Cypriniformes; Xenocyprididae
Gene: cabp4
Product: calcium binding protein 4
Exons: 7
Coding region: 1-693 (230 amino acids)
Molecular function (GO): calcium ion binding
Source: RefSeq, a predicted model, not a curated record